UGAGUGACUCAUUCUCACACACACCUUAAAAACCAUGCAUGGCGCUCUCACAGCUUAACUCUUCAACUUAACCUGACAACAAACUGGGAAUAAGCUACAUUUAAUGAAACAGGAUCUCUUGGAAAAGCAAAUUACGUCCACUGCAUUUGAAGAAUUGCUGGAUUUGGACUCAAAGACAGUGAGUUGUUAGAGACAAAUGUGAUCUUUCUAGCAGGAUUGUGUGCUGGGCAGAUAUCUUGUGCAGGAUUUAAUCUGUUUCCUCAGACAGAGGGAACUUCAUCUAAACUGUGGAAGUACUCAUACUGUGCAGCAUUUGCAGUAAGUUCACUUUAUAAAGUCUUUUAAGGGGCAUUUUUGAACUGUCCAUGACAAUGCCAGUGGUAAAAGUGGAGAAAGACUCUCCAGCAGACACCACCUUGUCUGCCUCCAACCCUCCACCACAGACAGAGGAGCAGCCCAAAGGUCGGAGAAGAAAGAGACCUCUCCAGCGGGGGAAACCCCCUUACAGCUACAUUGCACUCAUUUCCAUGGCCAUAGCCAACUCCCCUGACCGCAAGCUGACUUUGGGGGGCAUCUACAAAUUCAUCACGGAGCGCUUCCCUUUCUACAGAGACAAUUCAAAGAAAUGGCAGAACUCCAUCCGCCAUAACUUGACUCUUAAUGAUUGCUUUAUCAAGAUCCCUCGAGAGCCAGGGCGGCCAGGGAAGGGCAACUACUGGGCUUUAGACCCACACGCAGAGGACAUGUUUGAGAGCGGCAGCUACCUGAGGCGCAGGAAGAGGUUUAAGCGCUGUGACUUCAGCACUUACACCUCCUAUGUCCAUGAGACACCAGUUUUCUCUCCUGUCCAGAUUGCCAGAUCAGCCACAUAUGCAAACUCUGUCUACCCCAACAUGACAGUCAGUCCGACCUAUGGGCAGCAGCUGCCCUCUGCCUAUUACCCUUCUUCUUCUCCUCCUGGGUUUGGACCUGGUCAGACCCGCAUGUUCAGCAUCAAUAACCUCAUAGGGCACCCGACUCCAGCCAGCAUGCUGGGAGGUCAAGGGUCAGAGGUGAUGCAGCAGCCCAGCCGAAGCUUCAGUCCUGAGGGGCUUCCAAAUGGAUCCAGUCCCUGCAGCCUGGGACCCCCGGUUUUCCAAAGCCAACCAUGCGGAGGGGCCCUAUCAUCCCGCUCUUCUACGCAUCCCGGAUUCACCUACUCUGGGCCAAACGGCCACCCACACCACCAUACACACCAGGGCUCGUAUGGACAGGGCCACACCCAGGGGUAUGCAGCAACUGGACGCCUCCAUUCCUCAGCCCACGGGUCUGCGGAGUCCAUGGACCAUUACGGCAGGGUCUCCCCAGUGCAGCUGGGCUCUUUCUCCCAGUAUAACAGUGCUGCAGGUCCUAUUGCCAACGCUGGGGGUUACCUGAGACACCCCACAUACCCAGGGAAUAUGGACAGGUUUGUGUCUGCCAUCUGAGAUACUGAGAAUCUAGAUCUGAGCAUCUCACUACCUUGUAAACAAAACAUCAGACUUGAGACAGCAUCAAGUGAACCAGACAUUUCUCUACACAAACAUGAUUGUUUUUGUUUGUGAGAUUUGUUAAGGACAAAACUGAACAGACUGUUUAAAACACCUCUCCUGACACAACUGUGAUUAAGCACAACAACACUAAAACCCAUUUUCCAUAUUGAUGGUAAUUUACUUUGAGAUACACACUAUAAAUUUGGAUUUAAAUGUCAAGGCCUCUACACAGCAAUUAAUCUAAUGUACUGUGUGUGUGUGUGUGUGUGUGUGUGUGUGUGUGUGUGCAAGUUUUUUUGUGUCAUGAAUUGAAUGUGCAAGUUUAAUAUUUACAUUACAGACUUUGAAAUGUUAGUAUAAAUUAUUGUGCUUCAUGGUCAUAGGCUUUGCAAUAAGUGGCUUGUAUGAAGAACAUCAGUUUUAGUACAUAUACAUGUAUUUUGUAGCCAAAUGCAUAUUAGGUUGCCUUUUUGAAAAUAAAAAUAAUUAUAUAGCACUUUUGUUCUUCAAGAAUAAAAUAUUUAAAUGUACCUGUAUCUGUAAUCUGAUGUAUUAUUGCUGUUACAAUUUAAGCAAUAUAACACCAGAAUUGUUUUUAUAAUGUCAAAGGGGAAAAUUUUGGUUUGCAGCCAGGUGACAUCAGUUAGCCAUAUAAUUAAUUUAUAUCACUUGUAUUUGUAAUAGCUAUAAUUCAACUAUAUUACAAAAUAACAAGAACCAACAGAUCGAGACAUAUGCCACCAAGACAAAACAUUUUUUGUGCUUGCGUUGCUUUCUUCGCCGUUUCAGCUCAGCUGGUUUGAAGUGUUGUCUGGAGCCACAGUAUUACCAGUCACCAUGACCGGCCUCAAUUAUCACGUCCAGACAUCAACACAGCACUUACACAGACACAGUUAAUCUACCGCACAGAUCCACUAAUCAUGAAAAUGAAUUGACUUGUAACUCGAUAUUUCAGCCUAUAAGGUUAAGUAGUGCGAGUCCUUUAUCUCAACACUAGAAACCUCCUUUACACAAAGUCUGACAAGAUGGGACUCGUGAGGAAACGCUUCAUUAUAGUGAAGACACUUGAUUUUUCUAUCAGAAAAGAAGCUUUGUUGACAGAUAUGACUUGAUCUUUGUUUUUGUUUUUCAACAAAGUAUCCGUACAGUAGUUGAAAGGGUCCUAGUUUUCCUUGAGUGCCACUGAAUCAUAAAAUCUUUGUGGAUUAAAUGAGGAUAGCAGUAAGCAGCAAGUGUCAAAUUAUAAUUUCGAAAGGACAAUGAUUUUAUUAUUGUAAGACCUACACUUAAGAUAAAAGUGACAAAGAUGAUACGCAACAAAGAUUUGGUUGAAAAAGCUUGGCUUAUGGUCUAAUGGUAGGCUACAAUAGAACAAAUUAGGCUGAUUUCUUUUUACACAAUACACGUAUUUAAUGUUAAGGUAAGGUAAAAUUAGACGAGCAAUAUCUAAAACAAGGGAAGCAGAACAAACGCUGGUGUAGCCUACAGUGGCAUACCUAAUUGACGUUAACAGUACACAGCAAGAGAAAAUUACUGCAUGAAGUAACAUUAAGAUAUAACAAAUGGGGGGAAAUAUCUGCAGUUUUUUGUGCAGCCUAUCCAUUCCACAUUUGAGAUAAAACUUUUACAAUUGUACAUGAAAACAUAAUAUGAUUGCACCUUUGCCAAUAGUUAGUGAGGACUGCUGAAUUUCUUUUUCCUACUGAGGAGGAAGAUUAUAUUUUUUUUUUUCAUUUCUGAAGAAAUAUACUAUAAAAACAGCAGGUGAACAGAACACAUUUUCUGAAAGAUGUAUAUUUUGCAUAUUGCUUGUCAUGACAAAAAACCAAACAUGAAAAUCUGAAUUUUCCUUUUUAAACAGACCAUCAUCCGAUAGCUUAAACCAAAUACUGGGCCAAAAUAUUAAACUCGUCAACUGCUUUAGCACACAAAUGCACAAAAUUAAAACAAAAACAAAACA
Molecule: messenger RNA, 3471 nt
Organism: Siniperca chuatsi (mandarin fish)
Lineage: Eukaryota; Metazoa; Chordata; Actinopteri; Centrarchiformes; Sinipercidae
Gene: foxe1
Product: forkhead box E1
Exons: 1
Coding region: 366-1466 (366 amino acids)
Biological process (GO): cell differentiation; anatomical structure morphogenesis; regulation of transcription by RNA polymerase II
Molecular function (GO): RNA polymerase II cis-regulatory region sequence-specific DNA binding; DNA-binding transcription factor activity, RNA polymerase II-specific
Source: RefSeq, a predicted model, not a curated record